AUGGAGUCUAAACAUGAAGAACAUGUGUUAUCCAAACAAAAACAUGAUCAAGAUGUAAACAAAAAAGGUUCAUUAGACGACGAAAAUGGAGAUGUUGAGCAUAAAACGAUACCUUUACAAGAAACAGAAACUGUAAUUAUUAACUCAGAAUCACAUUCAAGAUUAUCGUCGUCUUCGUCAUCUUCGUCUUCUUCUUCUUCGUAUUUAUCGCCACCGAAAGAUCUACCUGAAGAGGUACUAAAAGAAUCAUUGAAUGAUCCGGAGAUUUCUUCACCACCUGUUCAAGUAAUGGAUAGAGAUAACAACGGAAAAUAUGACCCGAAUAGGAUUCCAUCUUCGGUUUUCGAGAGAAGCAAAUCGAAUGUGCCAGCUGAAUGGAGCUGCACUUCGAAUGAAUCUCUCUUCAGUAUUCAUUUAGGAAACAAUAGUUUCACUGGUUAUGGUGGUGAUUUGAUGAAAUCAGGUGAACUUUAUAAAUCCGGUGAGUUACUUGCGUAUAGUCCUGGACUUCCUAUGCCGCCUGUACCAGGAUCGGAACCAAAACCCGUAGUCGAAGAACCGAAAGUUGUUGAAUCAGAUAAGGAAGAGAAAGUUGUACUAGUAGAAGAAACACAUACAUCAUCAUCAGAUGAAGAAGAAGGGAAAAGAGAAAGCCAUGAGAAAGAACAACAUCCUGCUGUUUCUUGGAAAACUCCUACAACUUCUUACCGUUCUAACCGAAGCUCAAACAGCGCGCACUCCUUCUCUUUCCCAAUUUUGGCUGGAGCUGCAAGUGAUUCAAGAAAGGUAGAAACGGAGAAACAGAAGGAACAAGCAAAUCAGUCACAAGAGUCACAAAAACCAGUAGCAGAUGCAACAAAUCAGAAGCAGUCAAUGUGUAGGUGCUUCUCAUGUUUUCCUCAAUGUCCGUGGUGUUGUUCUUCUUGUUCUUGAUUCUGUUUUGAUGUUUGAUUAGACAAAAACAAAAGUUGUGGAGUUUAUCUCCUGUAAAGAAAGUAUGUAGGUCAUUAGAACCUUAAAUCAAUUCGAUUUUGUUCUCUGCUUUGUUCAUGAGAAGAUACAGAGAUCAAAGAGUGAAGAAAAAUGUUCUAGAUU
Messenger RNA from Arabidopsis thaliana (thale cress), 1095 nucleotides. Its product is annotated as suppressor SRP40-like protein. NCBI's taxonomy places the organism in Eukaryota, Viridiplantae, Streptophyta, Magnoliopsida, Brassicales, Brassicaceae. The transcript has 2 exons. The record is from RefSeq and is marked reviewed. The coding region runs from base 1 to 933 and encodes 310 amino acids.